This is a messenger RNA of Hibiscus syriacus, 333 nucleotides long. RefSeq names its product agamous-like MADS-box protein AGL12. Gene Ontology annotation, cellular component: nucleus. Gene Ontology annotation, molecular function: DNA-binding transcription factor activity. Lineage: Eukaryota; Viridiplantae; Streptophyta; Magnoliopsida; Malvales; Malvaceae. The transcript is spliced from 5 exons. Gene Ontology annotation, biological process: regulation of DNA-templated transcription. The coding region runs from base 1 to 333 and encodes 110 amino acids. The record is from RefSeq and is a predicted model, not a curated record.
AUGUUAUCAGCAAAGUGGGUGUUAAAUCAGAUUCUUCUGGAUGCAAAAAAGGAGAUUUCCAUGCUCAAGCAGGAGAUCGAAAUUCUUCAGAAAGGUCUCAGGUAUAUGGUUGGAGGGGGUUGUGAAUAUAUGUCACUGGAUGAAUUGCUUGUACUUGAAAAGCAUUUAGAGAUUUGGAUCAACCAAAUUCGAUCAACCAAGGUAGACAUUAUGAUUCAAGAAAUUCAAAUGUUAAGGGACAAGAUUGAGGAGAACAUCAGCAACACUGACUUUACUACAAUGACCACUGAUAUGCUGCUGCACCCACUAACCAUAGCAAAUAACAUAUUUUAA